AUUUUUAUAUCCAUUAAUUUAUAAAAAAUUAUGUAAAAAAAUAUACCAAUAAAUAUUAAUUAAUAUUUAAUUUCGAUUGGUUGAUUAUUAGUUGCGUGUACGUAUAUAUCUUUUUUACAAUAUGUAUGCUGCGCCCUUGUCAAACGGAUAGGAAAAAACAACACAAAAUAAAUAGCUAUGGAUGGAAAUCAAUCAAAAGCAAGUGAUUCACAGUUUAUUUCGUUUCAAGAUUUUCCUUCAAUAAAUCAUGAAGGAAAUAUUACUCAAGCACAAUUGGAUAUUAACACGACCACUCAUCAAGGUUUUAAUAACCUCUCAAGUGACACUUCAGGCAUUGGUAUUAUCGAAGAUCUUCAGGGAAUGCCUGAUAAAAAUGAAGCCAAUUCAUCACGCAAUUUUUGGACAAUAGAGUAUUAUCAAAAGUUCUUUAAUGUAAAGACAAAUGAUGUGGUAGAAAGAAUUAAAAGAUCUAUGUUUCCACAUGGUAGUGAAAAUUAUUUGAUAUCCCAUAUUAGACCAAAUCCAGAUCUUUAUGGUCCCUUUUGGAUUUGUGUUACACUAAUAUUUUCUAUUGCCAUUAGUGGAAAUCUGGCUGAUUAUUUACAAACAGCUAAUUCAAGUAAAUAUCAUUGGAGGUAUGAAUUUCAUAUUGUAUCUUACGCUGCAACCUGUAUAUUUUUAUAUGCAUGGUUAUUACCACUUACUUUGUGGGGAGCUCUAAAAUGGACUACAAGCACAAGAGAUACAGAGGAGGAAUUAAUUGAGUCUUAUGCAACUCCUGGUCUUUUAGAACUUAUAUGCCUUUAUGGUUAUUCUUUGGCUAUUUAUAUUCCUGUAGCUUUUUUUUGGACAAUUCAAAUUGAAUGGUUGCAGUGGAGUUUAGUCGUAGUAGCAACUUUUUUAUCUGGAGGGGUGUUACUAAGGUCUUUGUUGCCUUUAAUAACAGGCAGGUAUAGGAUAAUGUAUAUUGUAAUAAUCCUUGGUAUGCACCUUUUAUUGGCAAUAGGAUUUAUGCGAUACUUUUUUCAUAUACCAUCAAAGACUUUAAUCGAACACACAACACAAAUGCAAACAGAAAUUAUAGGAAAUCAAGGUGCAAAUAAUCAUUCUGGUUAAUUAUAUUUCAAUUUGUUAUAUGUCAACAAUGGUGGAUUUGAAAGCAUCUAUAUUUUAUAAUAAGUUGCCGAUAAUAUUGGCAAGCACAUUUAUUCCAAUAAAUACUGACUGAUAAAAAAUGGAAUGAUAAAAUCGCACAUAUUCGUUGAAAGUUAAUUCCGUUUUUGUGCAUGUAGAUGUAGUAUUUAUACUAUACCUGUGAGCAAAAAAUAAAUGAAAAUAACUAAAAUUUGUCACAUUUGAGGCACUAGUGUUUAUUAAAAACAUUUCAGUCAAUUCAUAUCAAAUAUAUAUAUAUAUAUAUAUAUACGUAUAUAUAUAUAUGUAUAUAUAAUAUUCCUGUGUGUCAGGGCAAUAUAGAAGGCCAACAAAAUGUCUGGUUGAUUUAUUUUCACAGCCCCUAUUUUAAUAUAGGGACGCGUUACAUAUCAACGCAACACAUAUCAUUUACAAUCAUACGAACCUCCAUAUUGUACAUAGUAAUUGUUAGUACUUGUAAUAUAAUAGUAUUUAUAAUUACUAGUCGUCGUUAAUACAAUCGUACGUAAUUUAUUAAGAUUUUCUUCUUUAUUAUGAUUAAUCAAUGUGAUAAAAGGCAACAUUCACUUUGUAAUAGUAUCGUCACAUUAUUAUCAUCGGUCUAUCAAUAUUAUAUCAUGACAGUAGUAAUUUGCCGUUUAACGUUAUUACACAAACGAUGCAACAUUGAUAUAUUGAUAAAUAACUUUCCAAUUGUUUAUCGUGAUUUUACUAGAUUUUUUUUUAUAUCAUACGAAAACGGUUUACGUGAUCUUCGUUGGCGCUAUUACCGAAAAGAAACGAGUGCUGUGAAAAGCUAUUUUUACUAAUAUAAGAAUGUUCAUUUUAUUUACAAACGAUUUCGCGUUUGGAUCUAAUUGGAAGUUAAAAGUAUUUCUUUCUCUUUUUUCUUUUCUUUUUUAACUUUUUCAGAAAGUACCAACACGAUAAUCUUGUAAAAGUCCAAGCAAUUCGCAAGAGAUAACACGAUAGUAAAAUUUAGCAAAUAUUUUGAAUUCUACCAAGUCUUUCGUUUUGCAAGCCUUGUCGAUGUGAGCGUUGCGUGUACAAAAUAGAAAAAAGUUCGACCAGAACUUGACUCCUUUAAAGUAAAUAGUAUAGCAUCUCUUGUAGCCUGUAUUUUCGUUCACACUUGUGCAAUAUUUUUUAUAUUUUUUUACUUUGAUUACUAAAAAUUAAAAUCAAUUAAAUUAUGAUUCGAUGACCAUUGAUGAGAAUAAAAAUUGAUAGAUACGAAUUAUUCGAGUAUUUAAACACAAAUUCUGUCAUAAUAAAAUCAGUAAUAUUUUUUAAUCAAUUGAUCUUGAAUAUUAAAUUUUGUCAAAAUUUUGUCAAAAGUUUGUCAAAUAUUUAAAUCAAUGCAUACUUUUGUAUAGCUGUAUAAACAAUAUGUUUAAGGAAAUAUAAUAUUGGAUUAUGGUGAGAUGGGCGCAAAAGUUAUGGAAUAUGUUGUGCAGACAAUGAUGUUUUUUUAAUACUGUAAAACAAUAAACAUUUUUUAUUAGAUCGGUAUUUUCGCUUGGACAUUGGUAUCCUUGAUACAAGCUACCAGAAUUUCUGUUCGAGCGUUUAAAGUAAAGCGUUUCGACGAUCACGAAACCGCCGGAACGAUAUUCUACAAUUUACGGCUAGUGCUCACAACGACUUGGUCCAACGUGUUUACAAGAUAAUUACAGUCAAAGUUUGCGAAUAGGCAGGAGCAAUAAUAACGAGUAAUAAAUCUACGACAGUCUACUUAGUUACUUGUUUUUUUUCUUCUCUCAAUCUUUUCUGCAAUGUUACACGAAACGAUAUUUUUGUUUCUCAUCUCUCCUUUUCUUUUUUUUUUUUUUUUAAAUAUUAAAUAUUAAGAUUCUCAACGCGUUUACACGGACAAGGAGAGCGUGUUAAACGAAUUGAGAGAAAGAUUUGCAAUUAAUUCUUAUUACCGUUAUUUACAAUUAGGUGUGUCGCCGGGCAUGUCUAUCGUUAUUAUUGUUAAUAUUAAUAUUAUAUAAUAUACAUUUUCUUCUUCUAUUUCGAAAAUGCAAACACGCAUAACUAUUACAGAAACAUACAGAGCAACUGUGCGCAAGUUGCACGCCAGGCGCCCUUUAAAUAUUACACAUAGAUAAUAAUUUUUACCCUGGUUUUAUCAAUUAUUACAAGUAUACGCAUAUAUGUAUAUGUAUGUACUUUUAUAUAUAUAUAUAUAUAUAUAUACACAUACUUAUAUAACAUUGCUCAUAAAUGUCAUAUUUUCUUUAUACAAUCGUUGACUAUCAUUUUCUACCAUGUUACACAAUAUUGCGGUAAUUUCAGUCGCAUGCUUAAAUAGUAUGUAAUCCAUUUCCUUUUUUUUUUUAUCCUAAAUUUCGAAAUUUUUACUUGCAAUAAACAAACUUUAAACGAUACUAAAGUAAGUCGUUGAAUUUGAACGAGAUCACUACUACAUAUUCUUGAAAAAUUACUUUUCUCCUUCUUAAAAAAAAUUUAUUUAUUUUUUAUGAAAUAUUACAUUAGAUUGAAAAUGAAAUGAUAAUGUACGAUACGAGAAAGACGCGUUAAUACUUAUAUAUAUAUACAUAUCUUUUUUUUCAGAUUUUCUUUUUAUUUUUUAUCUUGCCAAAAUUGUAAUUAUAUUGUUAAUUAUUGUUAUUUCAAAGCUUUCUGCGUUUCUUAACAUUUUUGUGUGCGAUUUAUCAUAGACCAAGAUAUAUUACCAAUCUCGAACCAAUUUUUACUAUCAAUCAUGAUGAAAAUGCAUAUUUGGAAAGUGGUAACUACCGCACGGUCGGUUUUCAAUUCGUUUAAAUUACAUCUAAUAUGUUUUGCAAUUUGACUACUUCGGUUAAUCAAGAUGCGCGUGAAUUCGUGAUUAAAAAUCCCCGCUUUUUUUCACGUUCGCGAGGAAUUUCUACUCUUUAUUGUACUAUCUAGGUGAAUGCUAUGUUUUUCGAAAAAUUAAAGGCGAACAAAAAAAAGGAAAGGGAUAUAUAGGUGUUUAACUUUCCUGUCUUUUUUCUUUCUUUUUUCUUUUUUUUUUUUUCAAUAGAAAUCUUUUAAGAGGAGAAUGGAUAUCAAAUUUUUGGUAUCGACGACCGUGACACGUUUGAUAUGUUCUUUUCUAGACCGAAGCUACACAAUUCAAUUUGGAAAAGUCACUAAAUUUUUAUUUUUUUAGAAAUUAGUAAACGCAAAAUCUGGAUUCUAAGAAAGAUUCAGAAAGACGAGAUCUUUUGCGAGUACUCUUGAGUACUUGUCGAGUACUAUUCGAGUACUUUCAAAUAUAUCGAAUCGCUCAGUCGCUUUACCGUAACUUUCUAAGAAGAUAAAGAUUAGUCCGUUUUGGUCAAUUACUUAGGACAGAUAGUUAACUUUAAUAACUAACACGAUUAAAAAACUACGAGAAACUUACAUUCGAAGAAUACACAUUACUAACUGUAUGUACGUGUAUACAAUGUGUCAUUACUUUUGCGCGCUAUGAAAUUCUUGUUGCUUUCUAAAUUUUUAUCGUACAAUUAGACUGUUUUUUAAAUACGUGUUCUACGAGUAAGGUUCGAAUAAAAAUCCAGUACGUUACACGUUUCCAUUAUUUGUGUGUAUGUAUAUAUGUGUGUAUGUGUAUGUGUGUAAAUGCAUCACGUAAAAAUGUGUUCGAAACGUAUCGCGCUAAAAGCACAGUUAUAGAAACAGAGAAGAAACACGUAGCGAACAUAGACACGGGCUAAAAUUUUUUUGUUCGUGCCCGAGGAGAAAGAAUUCGCCAGCGUGGUUCGUCGAGUUCGAUGCAAAGUUAUAAAAAAGGGACGUUUCGUUUGCUCCUCUUCCACUUCUAUUAACGAACGAGUUUUUCACCUAUGGCUUAUAAGAACGUGAGACUUUUUUUUUUUUGUUUUGAUCAAAUGUUCCACGUUGAUCGUUAAUUUUUUUUUUCUUUUUUUUCCUUUUUUAUUCCGAUCGAACGGUUCGUUUGAUUGCGUGCUUAAGUGAUAACAGGUACAUAAAUUACACACGAACUAGUAGUGAACUAUAAUUUUUUUCUUUUCUCUCUUCUCUUUUCAAAAGCUUCUUUCCGGAAUUGGCUGGUACUUGGGGAAUGUUCGGCGAUGCAUUUGUCCGGUUUUUUUUCUUUUCUCGAUUUUUUUUUUUUUUUUUUUGAUUCACGUCGAUCUCUCACGAAUUGUCUCGAUUGUUCAACGACAAUCCUUUUGCUUAAAUAUUUUUCAAUCGACACGACGAGAUCUCUUCCCGUUGCACACAACGUGCAAGACACAAGAGUAUUGAGAUUGUAAGAAAAACUAAAAAAAAAACGCGGGAAGUGAAACCGGUGUUGGCUAUACCCGAUAUUUCUUUUCUUUUCCUGAUACGACUUCCUUUCAAGCGUAUGAGAAGGUGUGAGAACGUGGACGAUACAGUUAUCUCUGUUGUUUAUCGACGAAAAGGAUAAAACAGACUCGUCGAUCGGAUGAUGAUUGGAAUAAGGAUUCGCGGCCGUAGCAUAAAAGAGAGAAAAAAGGGAGACAACGUUUGACAAAGAAUAGAGCCGUAAAAAGACAGCGAAAAUUCAGUUGAAAAAGUGUCCGAGCGAAUACACGGACAUCUGCAUUUAUUAACUAUUUAGAACAUAGUGAUGCUUGCGUGAACUUUUCUCUUUCUUUCUCUGUCGUUUAUACUUUUUGCAUUUUUAUUGUUAUUGUUAUUAUUAUUAUUAUUAUUAUUAUUAUUAUUAUUAUUAUUUAUUAUUUAUUAUUAUUUUAAAUGUUUCUUUUCGUUUAUUCAUUUCUUCUUUUUUCUUUCUUGUUUUUUUCUUUUUUUUUUUUUUGCUAAUUAUCAAUUGUUCAAGUUGCAUAGCUUAUUUUCUUGAUUACAUUUUUUUACGCGGCUUCAAAGAGCAUCGAAGCUCUCGUCGAUCACCUUAAGCAUUAGUCUUUAGUGUUUGAUUAUUAUACUACAGUAAUAUACAGAAAAUUGUGGUUCUCGUCCCUGCUAGCCUGCUCGUCCAUCGAAUCAAUUUUAUCUCCCAUUAGUUCGCAAUUGUAGUUCGAUUUUAAUUUGUCGCUGGACGAGCAGUCCCCGGGGCUUUCAAUUAAUAUUCAAUAAUUACAAUACACUAAAUAUAAUCGGCCCGUGUAUAUUAAAAUAUAAAUAUCAAAUAGACUUUUUGCCCCCAGGAUGUAUGCACCUAAAUGCCGAUGCGCGACUUAAAAAUUGAGAAACGUUCGUUAAGUAAGUCGUCACCGAUUAGUCAAAACCCCUGUUGUCGAAAAUACGGGGAGCUCGUCACCACCAAAAUUUCGAUAAAAUCCAAAAAACGAAUUUUAUUAUCAUCAUCAUCAUCAUCAUCAUCAUCAUCAUCAUCAUCAUCAUCAUCAUCAUCAUCAUUAUUAUUAUUAUUAUUAUUAUUAUUAUUAACAGAGAAAAAUAUUCAGUCGAUAGUCGAUUGUUUUAUUUAUUUAUUUUUUUUUUUUCUCUAAUCGAGACGAGAUUUUCUACGUGUAAUUAUCUAUAGAUUUCGGUAGUGACGAGCCACCUCGAGAUGAGAUUAGAAUUUUUCGGUUUAUCUACUAGAUGAUAUUAUAAUGUUCCAUAACUCCAUUACAGUAUCGAAACGUCGUGUCGGUCGACAGUGACGAAGAAGAUUUCGAUCAAUCGUUUGAUUCACCGUACAAUUUAAAGCCUAAAUACUUUUUGAUUUGUCUGCUGAUUGAUUUAUAAUUGUCGUUCGUUUUCCAUCGUUCUUUUCCAACGAAGCGUUUAUUGUCAGACACACUAAAGUGAAGCCAAAGAACAGGGACUCGUCGCGGUCGGUCGACCCAACGCCGUGAACCGUAACGCAGCGGUUCUUUCGCAGGUUUUUUCUACCCUUUCUUCUUCUUCUUUUUUUUUUCCCUUUCUUUCUUUCUCGUUCGCUAUUCUAUAUAACAAUUCCUUUCUCUCGAAACUUAUUAUUAUUACCAAUUUUUUCCAACAGUUUUUCUAAUAUUCGACGACGACAACGACGACAUUCGGAUUCGACUCGUAUAGUUCCGUAUAGUUCGUGCACAAACUAUUUCCGAGACCAAACUAAACCUAUGCUUUGUACUCUGGUCGACCUCUGAAAUAAUUCAUCGCACGCGCAAGCAGUGGAUAUCUCAAUUUUUCUUUGCCUUCUAUUAUACAAUUUUUAUAUAUGUAUAUGAUGUAUAUUCAUAUAUGUAUAUGUAUAUAUAUAUAUGUAUAUGUAUAUAUGUGUAUGUAUGUGUAUGUGUGUAAAGAGAGAAACGGUGUUCAACGAAAUAACCGAGCAUAAAAACGCGAGAGGAAUCGAAUUUCAAGUUAACGAAAAUAAUUAGUCCGGUCGAAAAAACGAAAUUCUAGAAGAUAUUCUGCAUGGAUCGUCGAUAUAUAAGGCACGCUCUACUAGUAAAUAAAUUUGACGAGUCGACGAGUACGAGUGGUUGCACUCGGUAGUUUCGACACACCGAUAUACACACUUUUACAGGCCAUGCGUUUUUUUAAGCUGAUUCGAUCGUUCGUAAACAAACACGAGAAGAGAAAAACCGUUGGUCGAUUUCAUAAACCGUUUCUUCCCUCCUAUUCGAUAUCGCGAAUACAACUUGCGCCUUCUUCUGCGUUCUACAAUUCUACAGCGGAAGUCGCGCAAAGUGAAAAGCGGUAGACAGAAAAAAAUGCCGUCUCUCGGAUGCUCGGAUAUCUGUUGUACACCAUUCUCGUUCGACGACUCCGCGACCGUGCGGCCGCCAUUACGCACGCGGCAAAGACAAUCGGCGCAGCCUGAGAGUUUUAAUACUUUAAGACAGACUUUCUGCGAAAGCUUAAAAAAACUUUUUCUUUUUCUUCUCCUUUCCUCCUACGUGUGUAUACUUGUGUGUUUCACUCAUUCUCUCUCUCUCUCUCUCUCUUUCUCUCUCUUCCCCUCCCCUGCCUUUUCCUUUUUAUCUCUUCGUUCGUUUUUCUAAGCUAAAUACCGCCAUUUAGAAACUUCAUUUUACACUCGCUACGACAGCGAUCGAUCGGGGUUUAUGCUAUGUUGCUGGAUGCGCGAUCGUACGAAGGAUCCACGUGUAAUCCGAAUCCAUCGACGAGUUUAACGUUCGUUUCUUUUCGAAUUUUUUAUUUAUUUAUUUAUUUUUUUUUUCUCUUGAAAUUUUACCUGACACCGCGAAGUAUACAAUUCGACUUUUUUUUCGAUUCAAGAACGAAAUCGAGAACGAUCGACCUUGUUCAAAACUUUCGAUGAAUUCGGUGACACGUGGUUAACGAUAAUUUACACAUUUAUACAUUUGUAUUCGUUACGUAUAGGAUAAAGAAGUUUGGCAAACAAUGUCAAUAUUAAUCGACGGCACGAAGGACUUAUCCUCUCAACAUGUGUGUGUGUGUGUAUAUGUGUACGUGUAUAUUAGUGUAACUAUUAUACAUGUAUCGAUGAUAAUGUUACCGCGAUAAGGCAAUGCUAUGAAAAUUCUUCGCGUAAAAAGGAUUAAACAAGAAGAAAGGGAAAAGACGAGUGAAAAAUCUGAACUGAAAAGUUCGAGAAUUUUGAGAAAAAAAAAAAAAGAAUUUGUUUUUUUUUUUUUGUCACCUUUCCGAACAAGCCCGGCUUCUUUUCGAACAAGUGGAAGAGAAAAUUACGAUCAGAGAACGAAAAGAUACUAAACACACUGUCGUCGUGGAAGAUGGAUGAAAAGAUCCAUAUGUAUAUAUAUAUAUAUUCCUUAUUUUUCCAAGAUAUCUUACGAUCAAUUUAGGUUGAUUAAAAAAAAUUAAUUAAAAGAUACAACAAGAUAUGUUGUAUCAGCCCAUACGACACGAAUGAAACAAUACAAUAAUUUGUAAUCACAACGAUGUUAAAUCCGUUAUCCAAUAAUAAUAAUAGUUACAAAUAGUGCUACUGCUAUCAUAGUAUAAUUAAAAUACACAAAAGGCGAACAUUCAUAGGCGGUACAAAUAUAUAAUAUAGCCAUAUAGCGAAUAGAUUUAUCUGUAACAGCGAAUUCGUCUUAUUCGUACGAUUGUAUAAAGUUCUAAGUUUUAAAGAAGUUUUAGAUAGACCUGUUUUAACUUCGUUACAUUAUUUCUUUCUUUCUUUCUUUCCUCACCGAAUCUCAUCUUUAGUUUUUUUUUCAGUUUAGUUUUAACUUUCAUUAUUUCAAAGUUAUGGAAAUAGAAAUCCAUGGAUAGAAAUUAGAUUUUCGUACGAUUGAAAAUCUCGUGGAAGGAAUCCCGAACCGAGGAGAAUCCUUUGAACACUGGUGAAGAAUAAACGACCAAUAUCUCCAAAACUACCUAUAGAAGAAAAAAAAAAAAGUUUGUUCGCUCGAAAAUAGUUUCUUUCUUUCUUUGUGAAAAUACCGAUCUGGUAAAUAAGUAGUCCAAAGUGAAGAAUGUUUCUUCCACGUGGCGCGAAACGAAAAAAAAUGGGAACGCGCGUUUCGUUGAAAUCGAACGCUUGAAAAAGAAGGAAACGUAUUACAAAAAAAGAAAACUAGAAGUAGAAGAAAGAAAAAUUCUAUAUUCUAAAUCGUACGAACAUCGAAACACCAAAAUUUCUACUUUCUUCCACAGCGAAUACUAUCAAACUAUGCCAAGGCUUAAUGUCUCUAAUUAUCGAUCCUAAUUCCGUCACCCAUUAAAGACGAGAAAAAUCGUAUUAUAUAACAAUAUAACAAUGUCUAAGCAGCAGUGAUGUGUUUACACGAGUGUUUCUUUCCCCCUCCCCCUCCCCAUUUUCGUUAAAAACUAUUAAUAGAUUAGCCCCUUAUUCGUAUAACAUUAUGCAUAAUUGUUGACAAACGAUAUAAUACAAGUACUACCGUUAAUAUUAUUUGCAAUAUUACCAUAGUAUAAUAGUGAACAUUAAGAACAUCGAAGAACAGUCAGAUGUGAAUCGUCGAUUCUAUCCUAAUUUUACCCGCACGUUCUAUCAUUUACUUCUUGCCUCUCUAAUCGGACUUCAUUUACCUGUUUCGUUACGAUACGGAGCAGAAGAAAAGGAAACGAAAGAAAUUAAAAAAAAAAAAAAAAUAAAAGAGAAAAAGAAAAAAAAAAUCAACAAAAGAGGAAACAUCUUUUAUCUUAACCGCGGUCUUCGCAGUUCGUCUCAAUUCAAAAUUUCAUCAAAAUUUUGAAUCGUUUUUAAGAGAAGUCUCAAGGUACGAAUUAAAACUACGAGCUAUUGUAAUUUCUCUUUGCACGGUGUAUAUAUAUAUAUCUAAUAUAUAUUAGAUAGAUAUAUAUAUAUAUAUAUAAUCUAUGAGAUCGCGCGCACACGUAAACCGAACAAAGAAUUCGUGCGUAUGGGAUCGUGAGCAAAAUUCUAGUUGACGAGUUCGCGACCAACCGAAAUUUAGGACAAGUAUAUCGUAUAUACAUACACAUAUACGUCGAUAUAGUAUACGCCGUUUGUGUUUUUUUUUUCUCUCUCUGCUUCUUCUUUUUUUCUUUUUCUUUUUUCUUUUUUUUUUCUUUUCUUUUUUUUUUUUUUUUUUUGUUUUUCAUUAUUCGUUUCUAAAUGUAAAUGUGGUCCGAUCGUGAUGAGCAAUCCGACGAUUAAAGACCAAGAACGUAAGAAGACAGACGUUUAAGAAUUCACAGAGCACAAUACAAUAUCAAUCCUCUAGUAGUAACUCCAAAAAUAUGUUAUUCUCUCCUAUAUUUGUAAUAACUACGCUAUCUAUUCCUCGCAAAAAAUCAGUUACUUUGUUUUACAGUGAUAAUAUAUAUAUAUAUAAUAUAUAUAUAUAUAUAUAUAUAUAUAAUUUUAUACGAACUAUCCAUACAACGCGAUGAACAUUAAAUUCUAAGUCCACAAAAAAACGUAAUUUUAUCUGUGGAUUUCCCUUCUUUUUUUCUUUCUUUCUCUUUUAUUUAUCCUUUCGUAUUUUUUCUUAUUUUUUUUUUUUUUCUUUUUUUCAUUUCUGGCCAUUUCAACGAGAGUUGAAUCCGUUAUUAUAACAGUUGUUCUAACCUCGUUCGUCGAACAUUAUUUUACGACACCGAAUACUCGUGUACAGAAAUCGAUCCGUCAGUUUUUUUCGAAAAAUGCUCUCUUUUCUUUUCCUAUUAUCGUUAUUAAUCAUUAUUUUUCCUCUCUUUCGUCCAGAGUCGAACGAAAAAAUUUCGAGUUCCAAAGUUCCAUGCACGAGCACUCGGGAUCGAGCAUUAGAGAUUCCACACACUAAAUAAAUUUUCUAUUGGACACAAUCUCAUUAACAUUUUAGGCACUACACCUAGACACUAAGAAAUCACUCCGCUCCCUUCUGCCCUGAUGCGAUAAGAAAUAUAUGUACAAAUUUAAAAAUGAUUAAAAUAAUAUUAUAUAUAUAUAUAUCUCUAUAGCUUCGAGUGUAUACAUGUAUGUGCACGUACGCGUAUGAACGCGCACGCUUAUAAUCGUACGUGUAUUAUGUAGGUGUAUUUUGUACAUGUGUUCCUUGUUUUUCUUCUUUUUUUCUUUUUUUUCUGAAUGUAUUAUGUUAUGUAUCAUCGUGUCACCCGAAAGGAAGAGGUAAACUGUUACGCUUGCGCCCAACAAUGUAACGAUCUAUCCUAGAAAAUAUCGUAUCUUUUUUCUUUUUUUAGCACAAUUUUCCCUCUAACGUGGUAAAAAGUAUGGAAGUAAAAAUCUAUCACAAACAUCGUCUAAUCUAUCACUCUGUCACUCGAAGCAAAAAAUUCGCGAGAGAAAAAAAACGAGAGAAAAAAAAAAAAAAAAGAAGCUUGAGAA
This is a messenger RNA of Apis laboriosa (Himalayan honeybee), 11863 nucleotides long. Its product is annotated as protein YIPF1. Gene Ontology annotation, cellular component: membrane; Golgi apparatus. The transcript has 4 exons. Gene Ontology annotation, molecular function: small GTPase binding. Gene Ontology annotation, biological process: vesicle-mediated transport. The record is from RefSeq and is a predicted model, not a curated record. The coding region runs from base 178 to 1116 and encodes 312 amino acids. Lineage: Eukaryota; Metazoa; Arthropoda; Insecta; Hymenoptera; Apidae.